Dunckerocampus dactyliophorus (ringed pipefish) is the source of this 3150-nucleotide messenger RNA. RefSeq names its product v-Ki-ras2 Kirsten rat sarcoma viral oncogene homolog (gene kras). Gene Ontology annotation, molecular function: GTPase activity; GDP binding; GTP binding. Gene Ontology annotation, cellular component: plasma membrane. The coding region runs from base 492 to 1061 and encodes 189 amino acids. The transcript has 6 exons. Gene Ontology annotation, biological process: Ras protein signal transduction. NCBI's taxonomy places the organism in Eukaryota, Metazoa, Chordata, Actinopteri, Syngnathiformes, Syngnathidae. The record is from RefSeq and is a predicted model, not a curated record.
AAUAUAAAUACACAAAUAGAACACGCCCUUCUAAAAAAAAUAACAAGUAUUAGUAAGCUCAGCGCGGGCAAUAAAAUAUCUCAUGUGCACAUUUUUUAAUAUAAAAUAUAUAUGAAAUAAACUUAGUAUGGCUAUACAGGUGAAUGAAAGCGUUUGAUUUGCUGUUAUCGCUGUAGAAUGGUGAUAAGCGACAUGGCCCAAAUGGACUCUCCAGCUAUGCUUUGUGGGUAAAGUGCGCCCCGGUAUCCGCCCAUAUUCGCCAAAGGAGGCCAGGACCUGAGCAGCCAGACCGGACGCUGGAACAAAUGGAAAGUUCAAUCGAUUAAUUUGUUCACUUGUUUUGCGUGUUCUGGUACGAAGCAGACAGGUUUAAUGCGGGCCUUUGGUUGUGGACUGGGAAAUGCAGACAUCGUGUGAAACCAGAGGACGAUAAGCUUGACUCAUUUGGUCGCCACUUGAGACGCGGAACUCCAUUCGUUUAAAGGUGAAUCAUGACAGAAUAUAAGCUGGUUGUGGUGGGAGCUGGUGGCGUUGGCAAGAGUGCACUUACUAUUCAGCUCAUCCAGAACCAUUUUGUGGAUGAAUAUGACCCCACCAUUGAGGACUCUUACAGAAAGCAAGUGGUGAUUGAUGGGGAGACAUGUCUGCUGGACAUCCUGGACACUGCAGGUCAGGAGGAGUACAGCGCCAUGAGAGAUCAGUAUAUGAGAACAGGGGAGGGCUUUCUCUGUGUUUUUGCCAUCAACAACACCAAGUCCUUUGAGGACAUUCACCACUACAGAGAACAGAUAAAGCGGGUGAAGGACUCUGAGGACGUCCCAAUGGUGCUGGUGGGUAACAAGUGUGACCUCCCGUCCCGGACAGUGGACACCAAACAGGCUCAGGACUUAGCGCGCAGCUACGGCAUUCCCUUCAUUGAGACCUCAGCCAAAACCAGACAGAGAGUGGAAGAUGCCUUUUACACCCUGGUACGGGAGAUCAGGCAGUACCGCCUCAAUAAGCUCAGCAAGGAGGAAAAGACGCCACGCUGUGUCAAGCUUAAAAAGUGUGUUGUGAUGUGAAAGGGGGAGUGGAUGAUGCCUUUUACACGUUAGUUCGAGAAAUCCGCAAGCAUAAGGAGAAGAUGAGCAAGGAGGGCAAAAAAAAGAAAAAGAAGUCCAAGACAAAGUGUACAGUCAUGUGAAUAAUCAGUCCUUAUCCAGACAGACUUAAAACAAAGAAAAAACUAUGUUGAACAGAAAGUAAUAAAUUUUGUACAUUACACUAAAUUAUUAGCCUCUUUCUCAGUACCCACUGUAACAAAUACUAAACUUGACCCAGUUUGUCUGCCUUCAUAUUAUUUGCUACUUGGACACCAAUAAGCUUUAUUUUCUUUUGUGCCAGUUGCUCACAUGCAUUGGUUUGUCAGCCUUGUUUAGAUUUUGCUGGGUGGUGUUGAUUUUAGUUGAUUUUUUUUUUUUCUUCCCCCAAGUUGUUCUUAACUACAGUACAUCACAAUUCAUGCCUGACAAACUUUUCUGUGACGGUCCUUUGGCAAAAGGUUAUGUAAUGACCUUUCAAUUAUGUGAUGCCAAAGGGAAAAAAAAACAACCUCAUAUACAUAAUGAGUAAGAGUAAUCCAAGUGUAAUGACCUCAAGGAGAAAUGUUUGUCACUGAUAUGUAUGCAUGAAAUUCUUUACUCUUCUCCAAACGUUUUUAACAACUUUAAAUAGCUAUUCAUUCAUUUGUCACAUCUUUGUAUAGUGUGCAGAGCGAUCUCGCUUUGCCUACUUUUUUUUUUUUCUUGUGCCGUGCAUUGUGUGUCAGAUGACGUGUGUAGCAAACUGCCUCUGUUGAUGUGACUGUAGACCCAAGUCAACAACAGUCCAGUUGAUCAAGUCUUCAGUAAUGAAUGUUUGCCUUUUGAGAGUGAAAUCCACCAUUGUUUGUUCAUGACUAAUGAUACGACCCGUAAGACCAGUGCUGUUUGCAGGGAUUCACACGUCCACAGAAGAACACCGUGCUUCAUAUUUUCUGUAAUUCUUUAUGCUUUAAUGCAGGAUUCUGUGAUUCUUCUCACAAUGACAUGUUGACCUUUUUGUUACAGGUAGUGAAAGGCAGAGGUUACCCAUGUGUAGCACAGAAGGGCCUCACAGGCCUAAAGCAUGUCAGUGACGUGAAGUGACCAGGCAUGCUAGUGGCAGUCAAUAAGAUGUUUCCUUCUUAGGUGCUGUUUUUUUCAUAGGGUCUCUAAGCAGAUUUUUUUGUUUGGGAUUUUUUUUAGUAUUUAAUUUUUUCAAGUGUUGCGGUGAUGUAGAAGACUGCCUUUGGUCUGAAAUCAUCCAGCAGAAGAAUUGACAAAGUAGUCCAUCGUCUUAAUGAGGCACAAAUCGGCAAGAUUGCCUGAAAUGAUUAAAAGUCCAAACUUGCCUCUUGCUCUCUUUGUUAGAUCCCGGCUGAUUCCUCCUUAGGGAGGAACCUCACCUGACCUUCCAUUUGCAUUAGAUGCUUUGUGCAAGGUAUGAUCAGCCAAUUGUAGAUUGGCUGAAUGUGCUCAAAAAUACAGCGGAUGCUGUUAUGUACAUUCAUUAUGAAACAAUGUUUUUCUUCCAGAAUUGUUUUUGUUCAAGAAGUAGAGAACAGUAAAUACUGUACAAUUCCGAUGACGGACUUCUAAACACUUUUCUAAUCAGUGUUUCGCUGGUUAAAUGUGACGUCAGACGGUUAAGAGUUCUGACCACCAGGGGUCGCCCUACACAACAUUUUGGAAGGGGUGUUGAGUUUGUCUUUUACCAUGCCUGUUUAAAAACAAAAACAAAACGUUUUUUCAUCCCUAAUGCGUGCCAACUGUUGAUUUUCUCACCUCAAUCACUUAAACCGUGAGCGUAUUUUAGCAACCUUUGUAUAUUUGUCAUACUGAAAGGUGCAUAUUUUGUAAAUUGUGCUUCAUUUCAUUGGUGUGCGUGUGCGCGUGUCAAGAGAAUGUUGCUUUAAUGGAGUUUUUCUCGCUGUGUAUGACUAGUGUGUGACUGUAGCAAGGUUAGGGAAGUGAAUGAAAGGCCACUUUGCAACAUGUUCAGUGGUGAUCUGAUCUAAAUUGCGUCUUUUUUUUUGUGCCAUGAAUCCCACCACUCCUAUUUAAUGUGUAAUAAAGAACAACAUAAAAGGAC